AUGGAGUCUCGCGGAAAGCGUGUCACUUUUGACCAUCCUAACCUCGUCAGAUACCCUUCGAUCAAGCCUUCAGUUCCGAAGCCACCACCCGUCCGUCCACCUCCGACCGUUUUGUCUACCCAGGCCACGAGAGAAGCUGUCAUCGAGUGUCCGAGCUGCGGUGAGGCUCAUCGACUGAGUAGCUGUGCGGAAUUUCGGCGGAAGUCGCCGGACCAUCGAGCGUUGGUGGUAAAAGAGAAAGGUAUCUGCUUCAAUUGCCUUGGAGGGAAACAUCGAAGUACCGACUGUCGUUCAAAGCCGGACUGUGAAUCGUCCGGAUACCGUGCUCGCCAUCAUUCGUUGCUGCAUGGUGCGGAAAGAGUUUUCCCCGAGUGGAGUGGACACCGCCGUUUUCCACCUCCGAAUGAAGAUUCGAGCUACGUUCCAGGACCCCAGACUCUCGCUAUUGCUCCCCGUUCAGCAUCAAAUGUGCUUUUGGCCGUUGUUCCAGUUCGUCUUCGUGCUGGUGAUCGAACACUCGACGUCUUCGCCCUACUGGACUCCGAAGGCCAAGCUACUUUGUUGCGUGAGGACGCGGCUCAGGCGCUCGGUCUAACGGGCCGGCUUCGCAAAAUUCGUUUUAGGACUUUCCACGGGAAAGAUCCAAUCGUGGAGUUACCACUACCAUGGUUGGCUUCAUCUGUGAUGCUGGAACUCAUUGUCCACCCGUCUACAUAUUCUCCGUAA
Molecule: messenger RNA, 726 nt
Organism: Daphnia carinata
Lineage: Eukaryota; Metazoa; Arthropoda; Branchiopoda; Diplostraca; Daphniidae
Exons: 1
Coding region: 1-726 (241 amino acids)
Source: RefSeq, a predicted model, not a curated record